Molecule: messenger RNA, 1320 nt
Organism: Ustilaginoidea virens
Lineage: Eukaryota; Fungi; Ascomycota; Sordariomycetes; Hypocreales; Clavicipitaceae
Exons: 1
Coding region: 1-1320 (439 amino acids)
Biological process (GO): positive regulation of mitochondrial translation
Source: RefSeq, a predicted model, not a curated record
AUGAGGUACCCUCCGCAACGCACAACGCUCAGCGUCGUCGUCCGCCGCAUCCACAGCUCCGUCACCGGCCGUCGACCCCGUCGCUCUAUCCACCUCACCGCGCCGGGCUCCCUGCCUCGCAAUCGACCCUUUUUCACCUCGAACCCCUUCCUCUCCUCCAGCAGCAACAGCCCUCCCGACGACGCCCGGCACGCCCCAGAGACGCCGCCAGGCAACUCGGCCACCGCCUCCGCCUCCGCCUCCGCCCCCGCCCCCGCCGCCGCCAAGCGAAAACCCACCCGGUCCGCUUCCGCAAAAGCCUCUCUGCGCCGGGUCGCCAUCAUCGCCCAGCAGCCCAAGCGCGCCGCCCAAACCCCGGUCCCGACCCCGGACCUCGCCGUCGACCCGUCCGCCGCAACAACCAUCAGCGCCGCGUGCGUGGCCGAGUCGUUCGACAUGCCGUCCGUGGUGGAGGUUCUCGCCUCGCACGGGUUCGGCAUCGAUCCCGACCGGACCGGCUUCGACGCCAACGAGGUCGUGCACGCGAGGGGCGUCAACGGCGGCGACAUCUUCGUCUUCCCCUCCGGCACCGUCGUCACCUGGUCGCUGCCGCCCGACGUGGUGACCAAGCAGCUUCUGCGGGCGGCCCAGAACCCCCACCCCCCGGACCUCCGCGAGGCCGAGGACCUCGACUUCGUCGCCGACACGGGCCGCGCCGAGAGCACCAUGAAGGGCGACAUGGUCGUCCUCGGCACGCGGCGCGAGUCCGCCGAGGGCGACACCCUCGACACCACCCUGGCCAAGAUUGCCUUCUCGUCCGGCCUGGCGCGCAGCACCAAGCUGGCCGUGCUGGAGAGCGCCCUGACGAGCUACUUUGAGAGCACCAGGAACAUACCCGCCAUCCUGUCCCACGGCUCCGUCCUGCCCCUCGGCCGCAAGUUCAUCCUGCAAAAGACGGGCGAGCUGCUGAGCCUGCGCGCCAAGCUCAACCACUACUCGGAGCUGACCGACUCCCUGCCCGACAUCUUCUGGGACAGCAAGUCGGAGCUCGGCCUCGAGGGGUACUACGACCAGGUCGGCCGCGCGCUCGACGUCAACGUGCGCAUCCGCAUCCUGAAUCAAAAGAUGGACUACGCCCAGGAAAUCGCGAGCGUGUUGCGCGAAAUGUCGAGCGAGCAGCACGGCACCCGGCUCGAGCUCAUCAUCAUUCUCUUGAUUGCCGUCGAAGUCGUCUUUGAGCUGCGGAGGAUCGUCUUGGAAUGGGGGCAGGAGGGACAGGCCGCAGAACUGGCCGCAGAGCCGGCCGCAGAACCGGCAGCUUCUGCUCGCCAUGCUCGGUGA